AUGAGUCCGAACUCAGAAGAUCCCAGCUCUGCGAUCAACAUGUCCGCCGCGGCGCGUGCAAUGCUGGGCAAAGUCCACAAACUGGUGCCGCCAAUGUUGGAGAGAUUCCACAAAGGUCAGCUUGGUCGGGUCGCUGUCAUCGGCGGCAGUGCAGACUACACGGGCGCACCCUACUUCUCUGCCAUGGCAUCUGCACGGCUGGGCUGUGACAUGUCCUACGUCUUCUGCGAGCCUUCAGCAGCCCCGACAAUCAAGUCAUACUCGCCAAAUCUGAUGGUGUCACCGAUCCUCAGAUCUACAGCGUCCAUAACUCAGGCACAGAAAGAGCAGGAACCCUCGGGAGAAGAGCUCGCCAAACCAAUACUAGACAUGUUGCCCAGGCUGCAUGUGCUGGUCAUUGGACCCGGCUUGGGAAGAGAUGUUGUGACGCAAAAGCAGGUCAAAGCGGUCAUUGCCGCUGCGAAGAAGCAUAACCCCCCCGUCCCUAUGGUGCUCGACGCAGAUGCCCUCCUGCUAGUUCAGACAGACCCGGAUUUGAUCAGAGGACACAAGGAAUGCAUUCUGACCCCCAAUGUGAUUGAGUUUGGCCGUCUGGCCAAGUCGGUGGGCAUGGAUAAGAACACUGGAGAUCCGGAGAAGGCAUGCCAGGAACUCUCCAAGAUACUCGGUGGGGUGUGCAUUAUUCAGAAAGGGCCAGUCGACUACAUAUCACAAGGUAUUGACACCACCAUCUCCGAGUUCCAAGGUGGUCUGAAACGCUCCGGUGGACAGGGUGAUACCUUGACGGGUUCGUUAGGUACGUUACUUGCUUGGCGAGAAGCCUAUCAUGAGAAGCUCUGGGACAUUGGUGAGGAGAUGAGCCGAGAGGAAACGCUCUUGCUGGCGGCGUUUGGCGGCAGCGCCAUCACGAGAGAGUGUUCACGGAGAGCUUUCGUGAAGAACCAGAGAAGUCUGCAGGCGAGCGACCUUACGGAAGAGGUGCAUGAAUCAUUCUUGACCCUCAUUGGGGAGCCGAGCCCAAGCCAGGUGCCGAAACAGAAUCUGUGA
This is a messenger RNA of Fonsecaea erecta, 1047 nucleotides long. RefSeq names its product YjeF family domain-containing protein. Lineage: Eukaryota; Fungi; Ascomycota; Eurotiomycetes; Chaetothyriales; Herpotrichiellaceae. Gene Ontology annotation, molecular function: ATP-dependent NAD(P)H-hydrate dehydratase activity. Gene Ontology annotation, biological process: metabolite repair. The record is from RefSeq and is a predicted model, not a curated record. The transcript has a single exon. The coding region runs from base 1 to 1047 and encodes 348 amino acids.